AUGCCUCGUCUCCAAGCCAUCGCGCUGGCUGUCUUCAGCGGCCUGCAGGUUGCAUCUGCUUACCCCAAUCCGGAGGAUACCAAACUACGUGCCGAGUACGACUAUGUUAUCGUUGGCGCAGGAGCUUCGGGUCUCACUGUUGCAAACCGAUUGACCGAAGACCCUGCCGUGACCGUUCUUGUUAUUGAAGCGGGCGACUUCGACAAAAAUGAAGACUAUAUGACUAUUCCUGGCCUUGCUGGUGGAGCCGUAGGAACCAAAUACGACUGGAACCUGACAUAUCCCGCAACUGAAUCCUUGAACGGUCGCAAUAUCACAGCUCCCCUUGGCAAGGUAGUCGGUGGAUCAACCAAGCUCAACCGUAUGGUCUACGAUCGGGGUUCGAAAUCGGAUUACGACCGCUGGGAAACACUCGGCAACGGAGACUGGCAGUGGAAGUCUCUUCUCCCCUACUUCAAGAAAAACGAGAAGUUUACUCCACCAACUGCUGAGAUCAAGAAGGAGUAUGGAGUCACCGUCGACCCUGCUGCACAUGGAUCGAACGGUUUCAUCCAUUCUACAUACUCGCCCUUUUUCUGGCCUACCACAAAGAACUUUGUGCAGGCCGCGGGCGAACUCGAUAUCAAUGUCGCUGUCGAUCAAGCUAACGGAAACGCCAUUGGAGGAUACUUCUGUCCCCACAACAUCAACCCCAAGACUGUUUCGCGUUCCUCUGCUCAAGACUACUACAGUGCUGUCUCAAGCCGCAAGAACCUACAGCUGCUGUCUGGCCGCCAGGUUACGCGUGUUCUCACCAAGAAGAGUGGAAAGUCUGUCAAGGCUACUGGAGUCGAGUUUGCAACAAGCCGAGACAGUAAGCGACAGACAGUCAAGGCUAAGAAGGAAGUUGUUUUGGCCGCUGGCUCUAUCCACACUCCUCAGAUCCUGCAGGUCUCUGGUAUCGGUGACCCAGCUCUGCUGUCUAGCAUCGAUGUCCCUGUUGUCGUUGAUCUCCCUGCCGUUGGCCAAAACUUCCACGACCACGUUUUACUCGCCGUCAUUAGCACUCUGAGCGCUCCUGUCAUCCAGACCGGCAACCUGACCAGCAACGUCACUUUCGCCGCCGAAGCUCGAGCUCAAUAUGACAACGAGAAGACAGGCCCCUACACGUCUCCCACCGGAGACUUCUUGCUUUUCUUGCCUCUUUCCAACUACACCAGCUCGGCUUCCGACAUCCACAAGCAAGCCACUGGCCAAGAUGGCGCCAAGUUCCUCCCCUCAGGAACACCUUCGGAGGUCAUUAAGGGCUACAAGAAGCAACAAAAGGUUCUCAACGACAAGCUUUUGGACACCAGCUCGGCCAUGCUCGAGAUCAUCUGGAGCGACGGUGCCGCAAUCCUUGGCCUUCAACACCCAUACUCUCGAGGUUCCGUCAAGGCCAAGUCGUCCAGCGUUUUCGACUCUCCUGAAGCCAACCCUGAACUUCUCAAGAACCCCCUCGAUGUCACCCUGCUUAUUGAAGGAGUUCGAUUUGCCCGCAAGCUUUCCAACACCCCUGCCAUCAAGUCUCUCGGCCCCUUCGAGAUUGUCCCCGGCGCGAACGUCACAAGUGACAGCGAUAUCGAGCAGUUCGUCCGUUCAGGUGCUUCCACUCUCUUCCAUCCUGCUGGCUCGUGCAAGAUUGGAAGCCGAAGCGAGGGUGGUGUUGUUGACCAGGAGCUCCGCGUGCAUGGUGUUUCUGGCCUGAGGAUCGUGGAUGCCAGUAUCAUUCCUCUUCUGCCCGCAACGCACACCAUGACUACCGUAUAUGCUAUGGCUGAGAAGGCUGCGGAUCUUAUCAAGCAGGGAUAA
Messenger RNA from Fusarium coffeatum, 1830 nucleotides. RefSeq lists its product as uncharacterized. The coding region runs from base 1 to 1830 and encodes 609 amino acids. The record is from RefSeq and is a predicted model, not a curated record. Gene Ontology annotation, biological process: secondary metabolite biosynthetic process. Lineage: Eukaryota; Fungi; Ascomycota; Sordariomycetes; Hypocreales; Nectriaceae. Gene Ontology annotation, molecular function: flavin adenine dinucleotide binding; oxidoreductase activity, acting on CH-OH group of donors. The transcript has 8 exons.